AUGAGCAUGAAAAAAAUAGCCCUUUCUUCGAUUCCGCUUCUCUUCGCUAUCGCUGUCAAGGGCUACCGCCUCGAAUCGAUUGCAGUCGCCGGCACCAGCACCUCACCUCUGCGGCUUCAUGAUGACGGGGUGCCUCGGGCUCUUUCGGCUGGACGUACAGACGAAGGAGCAGAAGAAUACGACAACCUACUACACUCCACACCCCCACAAACAUCUUUUGCGGAGGAUGGGGACGCCUCUGUAGUUCCUGUCGCAGCACCGGAUUCGCGCCGAGCAAAUGAUGCGCAGCAGAUUGCCACCACGCAGAAGAAGCCAAGGAGGGAAGUUCCCCUUCAUGUUUCCGAAAUGAAAGAGCUCGCCAGCGUCGUGAAGAUAUUCGUUGAUACCGUGAAGGCAGAUUUCGUUUCCCCUUGGCAGAUGAUGGCACCCAAGGAACACAGCGGGUCGGGAUUUGUAGUGGAGGGCCAAAUGAUAAUGACCAACGCACACCUCGUAGCGAACCAAACUCGAGUGCUCGUCAGAAAACAUGGCAACCCCAAGCGUUUUCUCGCAAAAGUCAUUGCUGUUUGUCACGAGUGCGACUUGGCAUUGGUGACGGUCGAUGAUGAAGUGUUCUGGCGCGGGCUGCAACCGCUGGCUUUCGGAGGAGUUCCACAGCUGCGAGAAACUGUCGUUGUGCUCGGAUACCCUACGGGAGGCGACCAGCUGAGUAUUACGGAGGGCGUUGUCAGUCGGGUGGGGGUUUCUAUAUAUGCUCAUUCUUACCUCGGGCUGCUGACAGUUCAGAUUGACGCCCCGAUAAACCCAGGAAACUCGGGGGGUCCGGCAAUUUCAGGGGGGAAGGUGGUUGGCGUUGCAUUUCAGGGUUUCAGCGAAAUGCAAAAUGUUGGCUAUAUAGUACCAUUCCCGGUGAUUCGGCAUUUUUUAAACGAUAUUGCUUUGCACAGAAGACACACCGGCAUCGUCUCCAUGGGAAUCAAAGCGCAAGCAAUGGAAAAUGAAGCACUGAAGCAAUUUAAAGGCUUGCACACUUUGCCGCCAGAAGCGUUGCCUGAAAACGUGACGGCCUCGGGCGUGUUGGUGGUGGCUGUAGACAAACUCCGAUCGAAUCUAUACAUGCAGGGGAAGAUAGCGUUGCCGAUUUCAAGGUAUGAACAACUUCCGGAGGAGAGGGGAAACUGCGAGUAUGGGGCAGCAGUGCCUCAACCGUCUCCCCCAGCUGCAGCUGCGGACUCUGAAACGCGAGCAUGUCGGCCCAAGAAGACGCCGCGUCUGGCCCUUGUUGAAGAACAGCCGGCAGCAGAAGCAGACGAUAGCAGUGCGCAGCAGCGAGAUGUUAAGGAGGUCCCCGCAAGAGUCAUUUGGCAGCCCGAAAACUGGAAGCCCAGCAGGCCCCCCUCUGCAUGCACCCGCUGCAGCAGCGGGCAGCAGCAGCUCUCCCUUCCGACCUUAAGCGGGGAACGCAUGGGAGCCCUGCAAGAUCGAAAUAAAACGCGCGGUUCUGCUGCAUCCGCCCCUGUAUCGACAGACCUGCAACGAAACCACAAGGAACAUCGUGCCAAGAGUGAUGCGACAAAAAACGAAAAUGAUACUGACAGUGAAGGCUCAGCUGAAAGCCAACAGGAAGAAACACGGCAAAAUGAGCAGAACCAAGCAACUCGAAGCAACUCUCCUGACCUCAUUGAUGUGCAUAUUGCAAUCCAUGAAGUAAAAUUAGAGGGAGAAAUUACCAAUGCGGAGACGGAACCAACGAGAGACGAGGCAGCUGCUCAGAGCGGCGAGUUCUCUCGUGCAAAUAAAGAGGAGAGUGAAUUGCCAUCAAGCAGCAGAUCGGCGGCAAAAGGAAUAAUUGGGAACGGAGAGGUGAAUCUUCGGGAAGAAGGAAAUAAGUUAGAUGGACAGCAACAAAAUGGCGCUGGCACAGAAGCCACGGAGCACCACUCCCUUGACAACCCCGGCUCACAUGCUUCACCAACAAUAACUGCACCAACAGCAGCAGCAGAAACAGCAGGAGCAGCAACAGCAGUAAAAGCAGCAACUGAAGAAAAAGACUUUCUUUCAGCGCGAACGAAACUGGAAUCGCUUCUGCACAAGCUGUUAGGGAGCCGCAGUACACUGCACCAAAUAAGGAGCCUCUUGCGCAACAGUCAUGAUAGAGAAACGAAAAAGAAUGAUGCAAUUAAAUUAAACAAAAAGCCCGUGAUUAAUGAGAGCGAUACUGCCGGGAAUGAAACAGAGGCAGCAGACCCUCCUGCAGCUGCCAAGGUGAACAAACCAACAUAUAUUUCGUCUACGAACACGGAACAGCAGCAGCAGCAGCAGCAUCAGCAGCAGGGAGGAAACAAAGAACGAAAUGAUGGCGAUGCAGCCCAGCAGCAAGGCGCGAACCAGCAGCAGCACGCGAAGCAGUCUAACGCCCCUGAUAAACUACCAAAGGAACCAGGUAAAAACAAAGAAAAAACCGAUGAAAAAGAUGUUGCGCUUGCUUCUCCUGUUCGCAAACUUGUUGAAAACCCUUACUUUGACCCUCGUCUGCUGGAAGAAGAGGAGUUUCUGGGGUUUCAAGAAGGCGACGUCAUCCUCUCCAUCGGCAAAUACAAUGUGGCGGAUGACGGGACGGUUUCUUUUCGAAACCUAGAACGCGUCGCCUUCAGUUAUGUAAUCACUGAACACUUCAACGGGCAAAACACCUGGGCGUAUGUUUUAAGAGAUGGAAGAGUCAUCAAAGUAACUACUGCCAAGCUGCGUACGGAGGUUCCUAACAUGUUUGAAUAUUUCAUUCAACGUUUAGACUAUCAAGAGGAAGAGGGAGAUGAAUUUGUUGUUUUGAGUUUGAUAUUGGCGUCUGAGAUAUCUGUGGGUUACGAACAGCCGCCAAGCAUUGUGCGGCGUGUAAAUGGUAAAGAAAUAAGAAAUAUGAAGGAUCUCGUUAGAGAGAUAGAAGCAACGAAAGAAAGAUUUGUUGAACUUCAGGUGGAGGCCAGCGGAGCACAAAGAGUUCUUAUUGCAAUCGAUAGACAUAAGGCACAAACAUCUCAACAAAAAAUACUCGCAGAACACAAUAUCGCUCAAGAAAGAUCCGUCGACUUAGUAGAAAACAAACAAAACACAAAAAAUGUGCAACGCUAA
Messenger RNA from Eimeria acervulina, 3129 nucleotides. RefSeq names its product trypsin, putative. Gene Ontology annotation, biological process: proteolysis. NCBI's taxonomy places the organism in Eukaryota, Apicomplexa, Conoidasida, Eucoccidiorida, Eimeriidae. The coding region runs from base 1 to 3129 and encodes 1042 amino acids. The transcript is spliced from 11 exons. Gene Ontology annotation, molecular function: serine-type endopeptidase activity. The record is from RefSeq and is a predicted model, not a curated record.